This is a messenger RNA of Callorhinchus milii (elephant shark), 6805 nucleotides long. It is a transcript of the gene nrcama, whose product is annotated as neuronal cell adhesion molecule a. The record is from RefSeq and is a predicted model, not a curated record. The transcript is spliced from 34 exons. Gene Ontology annotation, biological process: axon guidance; brain development; cell-cell adhesion. The coding region runs from base 892 to 4830 and encodes 1312 amino acids. NCBI's taxonomy places the organism in Eukaryota, Metazoa, Chordata, Chondrichthyes, Chimaeriformes, Callorhinchidae. Gene Ontology annotation, molecular function: cell-cell adhesion mediator activity. Gene Ontology annotation, cellular component: axon; plasma membrane.
UAAUAGGAAACAGAAAACAGAUGGCUAUUUCUAGUGAUGAGAGUAAGUCUGACUCACGGCAUGCCAGUACACCAUUAUACGAUUCCAGCAGAUCGCCAGCAGGAUACAUUACAGAACAGGUGGUGACAGUCAGAGGUGGCUUUAGAGGAAAAGAAAAUGAAGGGAAAAAAGAAGAGAAUUCAAACUGUAUGUGACCCUCGCCCCAGCACACUUGUUCACCGGUUCUGGGAGCUGAGGAAGGACGUUGCUUUGAAAUGUUUUGUUGCUCACUGUGUAGUAUGGGAGGUUCAGGUCAGCGAUUGGCUGCAAGCUGCUCUCCAGCUCACUGAUAGAGGGUCAGAUAGAGGCUCAUCACUGUUGUGUUCAUUCAUUACUGCCUCUGCUGAAUGAAUCCAGUCUGUGCUGUUUCAGUUCCCUGUUUACACGGCACCUUUGUUUAAUAGCGCAGCAUCUUCAGAAAGGAUUUUGGAUGAAUCCAUUCCGCCAAGGACAAACUUCGUUGUGAGCCGAAUCACAAGUCUGGUUUGAUCUCUUUGGAUGGCAGUAGACUCCUACGUGGCAACUUGAUUGGUAAACUGCAGAGAGAGAGAGAGAGAGAGAAAUUUCCUCAGUGGCUCAGUUUGUAAGCACUGCUUUGUCUGAGUCACACAGACUGAGUAGAUCCCAGGUUUGAAUUUGUGUCUACUGAGGUCACGCAUCUAAGUCAGAGCAGCAAUGCGGCUGCUGCAAUUAGCCUCAGGAUUGUGAACCUUGGAGGGGAAAAUGAACCGUGCCUUCUGAAUCUUUUGCUUUCAGUGACAUCACCAGAAAGUGUGUGGAUGGUGGGCCUUUUUGGUCAGUGAACACAGGAGUGGGCGCUUUCCAGCAAGAGUCUCGUCCACCUCGUUGAAAAUGCUGGGAAGGAAGGGCAGCCCCGGGUCCAGCUGGGUUUCCUUGGUUCUGUUGCUGGUUCACUUGAGUGCAGCACUGGAAGUCCCUCUCGAUCCAAAAAUUCUGCAAGAACUGUCGCAACCUCCUACUAUCACCCGCCAGUCUCCAAAAGAUUACGUAAUAGACCCCAGGGAUAACAUCGUAAUCCAGUGCGAGGCGAAAGGGAAGCCACCCCCCAGCUUUUCGUGGACUCGCAAUGGAACCCAUUUUGAUAUUGACAAAGACUCCAGGGUGAUAAUGAAACCAAAUUCGGGGACUCUGGUGAUUGACAUUGUCGGUGGUGGGAAGGCAGAGGCCUAUGAAGGAGAGUAUCAGUGUACAGCGAGAAAUGACCGGGGCACAGCUGUCUCCAACAAAAUUGUCAUCCGCCAGUCCAGGUCCCCCAUGUGGGCAAAAGAGAAAAUAGAACCAAUUAUAGUCCAGGAAGGUGUUGCUCUAGUCCUCCGCUGUGACCCUCCAGCUGGCUUGCCACCGCCUAUCAUCUUCUGGAUGGACAGCUUGAUGCGGAGAUUUCCACAAAAUGAAAGGGUGUCCCAGGGUUUGAACGGAGACCUUUAUUUUUCGAAUGUCCUACCAAAUGACAGCCGGAGUGACUAUAUCUGCUACGCCAGAUUUAACCACACUCAAACCAUCCAACAGAAACAGCCAAUUUCGGUCAGGGUGUUAACAAUGGAUGCAAUCAAUGAGACUUAUGCAGCUAUUUCGAAUGGCACUGAAUUAAGUGGUGAUAGCCCUGCAGGAGAGCGUAAGCCCAGCAUUCUGAGUCCCAAAGGAACCCGCAGCAAUAAAAUGGUGUUGAGAGGACAAAUUCUGUACCUGGAAUGCAUCGCGGAGGGUCUACCCACACCUGUAAUUCGUUGGAAUAAGGAAGGUGGAGAACUGCCCAGUAACAGGGCCUUCCAAAUCAAUUAUAAGAAGACCCUGAAAAUCAUUGACGUCUCCGAGGCGGAUUCUGGAAGAUAUCAGUGCACGGCGAAGAAUAAGAUGGGCACCAACAAGCAUACUAUUUCAGUCACAGUCAAAGCCGCACCGUACUGGAUAAAUGAGCCCAAGAACCUGGUGCUGGCCCCAGGCGAAGACGGGACGAUAAUCUGCAGAGCCAAUGGCAACCCGAAGCCCGCUGUCCAAUGGCUUGUCAACGGCUUUCCCAUUGAAAGUGCCCCCAGUGAUGUCAGCCGACAACUGAUGGACGACACGAUCAUGUUUACAAAGGUGCAGGUUUCCACCAGCGCAGUCUACCAGUGCAACGCCUCCAACCAGCAUGGCUACUUACUGGCCAAUGCGUUCGUCAAUGUCCUUGCUGAACCUCCUAGAAUGCUUAGCUUCAGUGACCAGGUCUACCAGGUUAUAGCCAACAAGCCUGCUUGGCUGGAUUGUGCAUUUUUUGGAUCCCCAAUCCCCAAAAUCCAAUGGUUCAAGGAUGGGCAUGGCAGCAUUCUAUAUGGUGAUUCUUACAUUUUCCAUGACAAUGGCACAGUGGAAAUCAUCAUUGCCCAGAAGAACAACAGCGGAACAUACACCUGCAUCGCCACCAACACACUGGGAGUCGCCCACAACCAAGCCUUUCUGGAGGUCAAAGAUCCAACUACGAUCAUCAAACAGCCUGAGUACCAGUCUGUGGAGAAAUUGGGCACCGCUGUGUUUGAGUGUCAGGUGAAGCACGACCCAACACUGCUUCCAAUUAUUAUAUGGCUCAAGAACGGUGAGGAGCUGCCAGACGAUAGCAGGCACCAGGUGUUUGGGGACACCUUGACUGUUCUUCAUGUGACUGAAGAGGACCAGGGAUCAUACACGUGCAUUGUGAACACCACCCUGGAUGUGAACUCCGCUACAGCUGCCCUCACUGUUCUAGAUCGACCCGAUCCACCAUCAGACCUAGAAUUAACAAGUCCUCUAGACAGGAGUGUGCAGCUGUCAUGGAUACCAGGAGAUGAGCACAACAGUCCCAUUUCACAUUUCAUCAUUGAGUAUGAGGAGGACCAGUUCGAGCCUGGAGCCUGGCACCAUCUAGUGGAAGUCGAGGGAACAAAGAGCACUGCACAGCUGAAGCUUUCACCUUAUGUCAAUUACCAGUUCCGUGUUAUUGCCGUUAAUCCGAUUGGCAGCAGUGAACCAAGCUUACCUUCUGAACACUACUUCACCCAGCCGGCUGCGCCAGAAGAUAAUCCAUCAAACGUGCAGGGGAUGGGAACUGACCCAAACAACCUCGUCAUUACCUGGAAGCCUCUGAAAGGCAUCCAGCAUAACGGGGCAGGACUGACGUAUAAGGUCAGCUGGCGACAGAAGGACGUGGAUGAUGAGUGGACCUCUGUCAUGGUCGCCAAUGUUUCCAAGUACAUCGUCUCGGGAACCCCCACGUUUUCCCCCUAUGAUUUGAAGGUGCAAGCGUUCAACUCGCUCGGAGCUGCCCCGGAACCCCAGGCUGUCACUGGAUACUCUGGAGAGGACUUACCAUUGCUGGCCCCUACUUCAGUGCGGCAGCAUGUUGUUAACAGCACUCUGGCCAAGGUCCAUUGGAAUCCAGUUCCACCAGAAAGUGUUCUUGGAUUUCUGAAGGGGUAUAAAAUCUACUAUUGGAAAGAGCGAAGCCUGAUCAAACAGAGCAGACAUCACCCCGAAGUGAAGAUCCUGACCUUUAGUGGAGACAAGAACCACGGGAUGGUGCCUGGCCUGGAUCCGUUCAGUGUUUACAAACUCAACGUCAGGGUCUUCAAUGGGAAGGGUGUGGGUCCUCCCAGUGACAACGUAGUGGUGCAAACACCUGAAGGAGUGCCCAGUUCUCCAGAAUUUUUGAAGAUAACCAGCCCGACACUGGAUUCUCUAACCCUGCAGUGGGGACCUCCUGUCCAUCCCAAUGGCAUCCUGAAAGGCUACAUUCUGAAAUACCAACCCAUUAACAGCACACACGAGCUAGGCCCCCUGGUGGAGAUCACCAUCCCUGCCGACAACGAGACCAGCUGGACUUUGAAGGACCUCAACUACAGCACCCGCUACAAAUUCUAUCUGAAUGCAUACACGGCUGUAGGUCCGGGCAGCAAAAUCACAGAGGAGGCGAUCACAGUCAUGGACGAAGCGUUUCCCGCACCAGGGCUGGGGAGAGGAGAAUUCGCCACACGCCCUUUAGCGAAAACAGAUACGGUAGUCCCUGUUGAUAAAACAGUGAAGGUCCUGGUUCCUCGUCCAGUAAUUAGGAAUGUUACCAAGUCUGGGACCUAUGCAAAUAUCAGUUGGGAGUUUGACCAGAUGGAUGUGCACUUUUAUGUUGAAUAUGAGCUAGCUGACAGUAAAGGGCCUUUGGAAAGAAAGUUGAUAAAUGGCACUCAGUCCUUCUUUGUGCUGAAAGGCUUGUUGCCUGGAACUGUUUACAAAGCUCGGGUUGUUGCUGAGAGUCAUUCUGACCAGUUUCGAAGCAGCGAUGUGCGGUUUGAGACAGACCCACCAGCAAUGGCUAGCCGGCAGGUCGAUAUUGCCACCCAGGGAUGGUUCAUUGGUUUAAUGUGCGCCAUCGCCCUUUUAAUCCUGAUCCUGUUGAUCGUCUGCUUCAUCAAAAGGAAUAAAGGAGGAAAAUAUCCAGUGAAGGAGAAGGAGGAUGCGCACGCAGACCCAGAGAUUCAGCCGAUGAAAGAGGAUGAUGGAGCUUUUGGUGAAUACAGGUCUCUAGAAAGCGACACAGAGGACCAUAAACCACUCAAAGGCAGCAGGACGUCCUCAGAUGGCACAGUGAAGAAAGGAGAGAGUGAUGAUAGUUUAGUUGACUACGGUGAAGGUGGGGAAGGACAGUUCAAUGAGGAUGGCUCUUUUAUUGGACAGUACAGUGGAAAGAAGGAGAAAGAAGCAGUAGAAGGGAACGAAAGCUCAGAGGCUCCAUCUCCCGUCAAUGCCAUGAACUCCUUUGUCUAAACAAUGGAACUUGACAUUCUUAAGACAACUACGUGUACCAUCAAUCAUGCAGAGUUAUCUAUUUACACUUAUCUCCAGACUUGUCAUUACGUGCACGUUUUUAAACAAAACACAUGAUGGAAAGGUAGUGCCUAAAUGUCCUGAGUGUAUACAAAACAGUGAAAAAUGUGGGUUUUCAAGUGUGCAACUAAAGCGAGAGAGAGAUUGUGAAUUAUUGUAACUAAUUUGAACAUAAAUUGUUUUCUUCUGUAUAUAGAGUUGAAGUUGGCACUUCGGUAGUUCUGUGAUAUGUUGGGUUCAUUUUUGUCUCCUAUUGGUUUGAGCUAACCUAGUGCAUGAGAAGAACAUGAAUCUCACUGCACCUGAGAUAGAUCCGUGUAUGCUGUGAUGACAGUGGUCUGUAUUAUAUCUGUUUAUAAAGUGCACAGUACAGUAACUGAAAAUGAAAUGUUUUGUCGUCAGUGUUCUCUUGGUAUUAUAUAGACCAUCAAUGUCUUGGACAUUGUUGUGAAGAUGGUAAUCAACUUUUUGGAUGUAUAGCUGCCAUUCAUGUCUUUUUUUGCAAGACAACAAGGUGCUGGUUGUAUCCAAUUGCAGUGAAGGCUUCCAGUGACUGGAGAUGGUCUGCCAACCGAGCCCCUGUUUGUAGAGUACUUUGUAGUUCCCCGUCUUUCAAAACAAAGAAGUAAUAUUUUAAUUAGUUAUUAAUAAAGAAAUGCGUCUUGCUGAAGAACAGGGCGUUCUCCUUAAACGCACUAUUAGGCAAAAUCGCACACCAACAGUAUGAGUAUGAGCACACAAACCUUUUAAGGCCUUACACACCUUUUGUAAAUUAAUCUAUUGACAAACCACAAGCGUUUUAACACACAGCACCAUGUAUGACACUUAAUCUAGCUGCUGCAAUUUGUAAUGCUAUUAUUUUCAGUCUUUUAAGAUCCAAAUUUUUAAAAGGGUUGGGGGUGGGAGGGAAAUUUUCAGGAGUGGCCACUUUUCAAUUUUUUGGAAUGAAACGAGCAAAGCUAUAAUUUGGACUGAUCUCUGAAACCUUUGCAUAGUGACAGUCUCUAAACUGACAGACGAAAAAAAUCAGAGUUACAACCGUAAGGUUGAAAUGUUUUGAGGAUAAUUAUUUUUAAUUUUUUGUUCUGCUAUUCUUCAUAACUUGCAUCAAGUUUAAGCUUUUUCGUUAUUUGUAGAUAUUAUGUUGUAUUUUGUAAAUAUACUUUAACUUGUUGCAGAUGCCACAGGCUUCUAGAUUGUUGCAAUGCAGCUCAACUUGUAUUGUGUAUGAAGUGAUAUUUAGCCAAUGGAGUGCAUGGUAUUGACUUUGACAGUUUUCUUCACUGUUCUGCUGCAGAUUCAUAAAGCUGCAUACUCACUGCCUGUGAGCGUUUUAGUGAUCUAUUUCUGACCAGCUUCAACAUCUCAACAACUCACUUUGAAUAUCACGGUGUGCUCCUGAAAUAACAGCUUAUUGUGUGCGAGAAGCUAUUUUUAUACAGUGUUCGAAAUUAACAUCUAUUUGCAAAUUCUUUUUUUAAAAAAAAAGAAAUGCUGAGUUGGGGGAUGAGAAAUUGUCCUCUGGGCCUCGGGAACUCACCCAUAAUAGUAAAUCCAGUGAAUCAGUUUUGGAACUGCAUAAUUUUUCACAUCGUUCAGUAAUUUGCUUACGUGGGAGCACUGUGACAAACGUUUUAAAAAAAAAGCUUAAAUAAAAAUCAGGAUCCGUGCUGUUACCGUCAAUAGCUCAAACUUGCUAAUGCAUUUUUAAGAGUGACUAACAGACUCAUCAAGCAGUCUAAAGUUAAUUUCGAACUCUGGUGAUUGAGAUGUACGAUUUCUCUUUGCAUGAGAGGGUAUGUAGUCAAACCAGAGGAUUUCUGCUGUACCUCACUGUUCUGUAUCACCAAUUAGGAGCUUACUGAUUUUGUAUAGGAAACAAACAAGUUGGAAAUAAAUGUGCUUUAGACUUUCA